GCAAGCUUUUCCAGGAGCUGCGGACCGUGAGCGAGGUUCUCCCGCUGCAACGACCUGCGUCGGCUGCGAGGAUUGAGCGCUCCCGUCCGAUAAACGUGAGGGAGGUGCAUAAUGAAUCCAAGUAUGAAGCAGAAACAAGAGGGAAGCAAAGAGAACAUAAAGAAUAGUCCUGUGCCCAGAAGAACGCUGAAGACGAUUCAGCCUUCUGCAGCUGGGUCCCUUGUUGGAAGAGAAAAUGAGUUGGAUAAAGGCUUGUCCAAAAGGAAACACUGGAACGACCAGUUAACAUCUAAGGCUACCAGCUCUGGAGUUGUUACUGUCCCAGAACACAGUGAGAAUAAAAAUUUUAGUGAAGUUACUCAAGAAGCAUUUGAUCUUAUGAUUGCAGAAAACCCAUCCUCUCAAUAUUGGAAAGAAGUGGCAGAAAAACGGAGGAAGGCUCUCUCUGAAGCACUGAAGGAAAAUGAGCAACUUCAUAAAGAAAUUGAACGGAAGGACCGUGAAAUCGCCCGCCUGAGGAGGGAGAACGCGGCGCUGGCCGAGGUAGCCGAGCACGUGCAGUACAUGGCGGCGGCGAUAGAGCGACUGCAGGAGGAGCCUCUGGAUAACUUCAAAUCACCAAGUAGUCAGGAGUGUGACUCGGAAGAGGAAACCGGUGAGGACUCGGCUGUUGAAGACCCAGACGUUGUUCCGUGGGCCGAAGAGGCGGUGUCUUCCUCUACAGAUGCCAGGCCCGGUGUGUGACAGUCACGCGUGCCUGACUCCCGAGAGACGCUGCCGGAGUUUACCUCCACUAGCGUUCUUGGUAGCAGAGCAACGGCUA
Molecule: messenger RNA, 823 nt
Organism: Lontra canadensis (Northern American river otter)
Lineage: Eukaryota; Metazoa; Chordata; Mammalia; Carnivora; Mustelidae
Gene: GMNN
Product: geminin DNA replication inhibitor
Exons: 7
Coding region: 112-744 (210 amino acids)
Biological process (GO): negative regulation of cell cycle; negative regulation of DNA replication
Cellular component (GO): nucleus
Source: RefSeq, a predicted model, not a curated record